Molecule: messenger RNA, 4013 nt
Organism: Bufo gargarizans (Asiatic toad)
Lineage: Eukaryota; Metazoa; Chordata; Amphibia; Anura; Bufonidae
Product: heat shock cognate 71 kDa protein-like
Exons: 9
Coding region: 145-2088 (647 amino acids)
Biological process (GO): vesicle-mediated transport; protein refolding; cellular response to unfolded protein
Cellular component (GO): cytoplasm; cytosol; nucleus
Molecular function (GO): ATP-dependent protein folding chaperone; misfolded protein binding; ATP binding
Source: RefSeq, a predicted model, not a curated record
AGCAGGGGAGGGUGGAGAGGAAAACAGGGACAUCUAGAAGCUUCUGAAUCCCGUCACAGCUGUGCAGAGCCAGGCGGCAGUGUAUAUAGAGGCGUCCGCAGGCAGACACCAGGCUAUAUCUGAGGGCACUGGCACAGAGGCAAAAUGUCUAAGGGUCCAGCAGUUGGCAUUGAUCUGGGCACUACCUACUCAUGUGUAGGUGUCUUCCAGCAUGGCAAAGUAGAGAUUAUUGCCAAUGACCAGGGUAAUCGUACCACUCCCAGUUAUGUGGCCUUCACUGACACUGAGAGACUCAUUGGGGAUGCAGCGAAGAAUCAAGUGGCCAUGAACCCAACAAACACAGUGUUUGAUGCCAAACGCUUGAUUGGCCGACGCUUUGAUGACCCCAUUGUACACUCCGACAUGAAGCACUGGCCAUUUACAGUCAUAAACGAUGGUGGGAGACCCAAGGUGCAGGUUGAAUACAAAGGGGAGGCCAAGACCUUCUACGCUGAAGAGAUAUCCUCCAUGGUUCUGACCAAAAUGAAAGAGAUCUCGGAAGCCUACCUUGGAAAAACAAUCAAUAAUGCAGUGAUUACAGUCCCAGCCUACUUCAAUGAUUCCCAGAGGCAGGCCACCAAAGAUGCCGGGACCAUCUCAGGACUUAACGUCCUGCGCAUCAUCAAUGAGCCGACUGCUGCUGCUAUUGCUUACGGGUUGGACAAAAAGGUCGGGAGUGAGAGGAAUGUCCUCAUAUUUGACCUUGGUGGUGGCACGUUUGAUGUUUCCAUACUUACCAUUGAAGAUGGAAUCUUUGAAGUUAAAUCUACAGCUGGUGACACUCACUUAGGUGGUGAGGACUUUGAUAACCGCAUGGUCAACCACUUUGUUGGAGAAUUCAAGCGCAAACACAAGAAAGAUAUCACUGAGAACAAGCGAGCCAUACGACGUCUGCGUACAGCUUGUGAACGUGCCAAGCGUACACUGUCUUCCAGUACCCAGGCCAGUAUUGAGAUUGAUUCUCUUUUUGAGGGCAUUGACUUUUACACUUCUCUAACCCGAGCACGCUUUGAGGAGCUCAAUGCGGACCUCUUUCGUGGCACUCUAGAGCCAGUGGAGAAAUCUUUGCGGGAUGCCAAGCUGGACAAGGCCCAGAUUCACGAUAUUGUUCUGGUUGGAGGAUCCACGCGCAUUCCAAAAAUACAGAAACUUCUGCAAGACUUCUUCAAUGGAAGGGAACUGAACAAGAGCAUUAACCCAGACGAGGCCGUAGCCUACGGAGCUGCUGUUCAAGCUGCAAUCUUAUCCGGAGACAAGUCUGAGAAUGUUCAGGAUCUUCUGUUGCUGGAUGUUACUCCCCUGUCUCUUGGUAUUGAGACUGCUGGAGGAGUCAUGACUGUGCUCAUCAAGCGAAACACCACUAUACCCACCAAGCAGACCCAGACCUUUACCACCUACUCUGACAACCAGCCCGGUGUCCUCAUCCAGGUAUUUGAGGGUGAAAGAGCAAUGACAAAGGACAACAACCUUCUCGGAAAGUUUGAGUUGACUGGAAUUCCACCUGCUCCUCGUGGUGUUCCCCAAAUCGAGGUGACUUUUGACAUUGACGCCAAUGGGAUUAUGAAUGUGUCUGCUGCAGACAAGAGCACCGGCAAGGAAAAUAAAAUCACCAUCACCAACGACAAGGGCCGCCUGAGCAAAGAAGAGAUUGAGCGUAUGGUACAAGAGGCAGACAGAUAUAAAUCUGAAGACGAAGCUCAGAGAGAGAAGAUUACUGCCAAAAAUUCACUGGAGUCUUUGGCCUUCAACAUGAAGAGCACAGCUGAAGAUGAGAAGCUGAAAGACAAGAUCAGCCCAGAGGAUAAGCAGAAGAUCCUAGACAAGUGCAAUGAGGUCAUCUCCUGGCUGGACAGAAACCAAAUGGCUGAAAAAGAAGAAUAUGAACAUCAGCAGAAGGAGCUGCAGAACCUCUGCAACCCAAUAAUCACCAAAUUAUACCAAGGAGCUGGUGGGCCUGGAAUGCCUGGUGGGAUGCCGGGUGGCUUUCCCGGAGCUGGAGGCAGUGCAGGAGGUGGCUCUUCUGGACCCACCAUUGAAGAAGUCGAUUAAGAACCACAACCCAACACUAUGUAAAUCAAGUUUCGUGGCACAGUCCCCGCUUUCAUUGUAAUGUAGAUCCUGCUUUAUCUUGUAGCCCAGGAGACUGUUAUCUUUGUAUGGCCAUGGCCAGUGUAGCCUAUAGCCACCCUCCACUGAAUGGGUAUUUAAUGCAGUAUUUAUACUCAACUCUGUUCAAGCUAGUACAUGUUCCUGUGUCCAGGCCUUUUGAUCCCAGAUCCUUGUUUCUGUUUUCUUGUCACUACUCUGUCUCACUCAACCUUGGAGAACGUCUCCUACAUGUUCUAAGAAGGUUCCAGACUUAUUCACCAAAGAUACCAAAGUCCAAAAAUCUCAAAGAUCUAGAAGCUACAUUGGUCAUACAGCCUAGGGUAAACCAAAUUGUGAACUUUCAUCUGCUUCACUUUGCGUAAAUGACGCCAUGCAAAAUGACUUCCCAUCAGCCUCUUGCCAAAUUAUAAAACAUUUUCACCUGCCAGACUGAGAACGUCAGGUGAAUUGGAAUUUAAGAUUGUAUUAUUAUAUUUUUAUUCUGUUCAUUAGACCACCAACCCCACCAUUGUUCAGUUGACUUUGGAUUCUUCAACCUUGCUUGUUAUAAAGCAAGUCAAAGGAGCAAAUAAAAGUUUGGUUCCACCUUGGAGACCUGAUCUCAUCAACUUCAGUCAACAGGCACUGAUGCAUUUGAGACUAGAUGUCUCCAUGUCUAGAUUAAGAUAGUAAUGCUCUACCAAGUCUUUAAACUUUCUGGGGCUAUGUUGUAACCUCAGUCAAUGUUUUGUCUUUUCCAUGUAGCCAUAGAUGAUACCAUGGACAGUUAGUUAGGACACAGUCAUGAAUUACUUUGAGCCAACAAGAAUAACCACAGAUGUCAGGAUUUAGAAGGACAAUUCUUACAAGAUCUCCAUUUCUGACACCAAUUCCACUCAAUGAUAUGGAGUCCCUAAAAUUAAAGUCAAGGUCAAGUCAAGCUAAAAUUUGGUUUGGCCUAUGGCCGGGGUCUCCAAGCUGUGCCUUUACAGCUGUUGCAAGACUACAACUCCCAGCAUGUUUGAAGAUCAUUGCCCCAGUUUAUUUGGUGAUUCUUUCUACUACAAGUCUUAGUUAAGUUGGGCAAGAUCUUCUGUCUCCAAUAGCAUCAUGGCCCCUGUAGAUCUACUUGCUCUCAAAUCAGGUUCAUCCUGAUCGUUCACCGCUACAUAUUUCUAGUUUAUGAUCCAUCCAGCUAUUGGGAAGAAAAAGGCAGAUAGAACAGAGACCACCAUGGCAACCUUGUCAAUGACCAUUAAGCAAACUAUCUCCUCUGUUUAGAAAGGGAACUGAAUUUGCCAGAUGUAGGAGGCUGAGUUAGUUAUUUGACUCUUAAAGGAGUUUUCCAUAUUCAAUACAUAUUCCUUAUCCACAAACUAGGGGAUGGAUUAGAACAGUGGGGGUCCAACCUCUGAAAUCCUCACUCUUUGUGUUCUGUGAGUAAUAGUGGACAUGUGUGGUGCUACUCCAAUGUAGGCUUGUGGGACUGGUGUUCUCAUGAUUGGUUGGGGUCCCAGGGGUCGGACCUCCACCGAUCAACAUCGUACCAUAUGGAUAGAAGAUAAGUAUUGUUCAUGAGAAAACCUCUUUAAGGUUGAAGUAGAACUGGAGGAAGAUUCAAAAGCUAAAGAUGCAUCACCAAAGAAUGAUUAAUUCAGCUCUGCUACAUCAAUAUCUAUUGGACAUCUAGUUCACACUUGUAUUGCUGGUCCAUGCUUCAUACCCAACCAGUCGCAGCUUGCCAACCUCUGACUUUCAUUCCUCGAAUGUCCAUUGGUGCCUUUAAGGGUUUUGCACUGAACAUGCUUUUACCAGGGGGAUUGUAAUAUCACUGUGCCAAAUGAGUCAUCCAUCAAAGUAGUAAUAAAAAUGCUGUGUAAACAUCA